UACAGUUAACCUAAAUGGGUUAGUUUAUAUAAGUACCGUAUUUUUCGCUCCAUAAGACGCACCUGACCAUAAGACGCACCUAGGUUUUAGAGGCAAAAAACAAGAAAAAAAAAAUAUUCUGAACCAAUGGACUGCAGACACAGUACAGGAGAUGACCAGAGACUGCGGACACAGUACAGGAGAUGACCAGAGACUACGGACACAGUACAGGAGAUGACCAGAGACUGCGGGACACAGUACAGGAGAUGACCAGAGACUGCGGACAUAGUAUAGGAGAUGACCAGAGACUGCGGACACAGUAC
Messenger RNA from Staurois parvus, 302 nucleotides. NCBI's taxonomy places the organism in Eukaryota, Metazoa, Chordata, Amphibia, Anura, Ranidae. The record is from the annotation of a GenBank genome assembly.